UGUUUCCUGCACCCAUUGAUUAGAAACGAGACAAACUCGCAUCGCGUCUUGCGGGAAAUCAAAACACAUUAUUUAGGCAACGAUUAUUUAUGAUAUAGAACUAUUGUUUUUUAAAAUGUGUUAUGUCUUACUGAAUAGACUAAUAUCAACAUAAACCAAGCGAUGACUGUCAUGUGCGCGCAUGUAUUAUCAGUUUUAUGGAUGUCACUCGGUCAAGGUCCACGCUCCUGAUGCGAGUAGCAAGACUGGAAUUCUUUCCUUUGGGCCAAAAAGAUCUGACUCAAACAAAUUCCGUUAUUAAAGGGGAGAAUUUAAGAUACUGAUUACUGUUCUACUCUAGAAUGGAAGCCCUCUGGCACUGGAAGGAUGUGGACGCACUGAAACGAGGAGAACUUUGAUUGCCGAAAAUAUGGAUAGAUGCAUGGAUUUGUUCAAAUGAAUGACACGAACGACAAGUGCUUCACAAUCAUGUCAUUUCAGAACAACUAACGUGGAGUGUUCAUAGGAAUACGCAUAUUUGUGAGCUGAAUCGCCCGUAUAAAAAGUGAAGGAAAAAAAAACCCAUCUCACGGAUAUUUCCUGUCACAGGGAAAUGUACUUUACCGUAUAAUUUUCGUUUUGAAAGUCAAGUAAAUAUUGUAAUUUACAUACAGUGGCCUAUAAACAUUAUAUGUCACUAUAGCUUACUGAGUUGAUCGAAAACUGUCAGUAUGUCGGCGGUAAUGAUGACACGGAAGGUACGAAAAUGGGAAAAGCUCCCAGGGAAAAACACUUUCUGCUGUGAUGGACGCGUAAUGAUGGCCCGGCAGAAAGGCGUCUUCUAUUUAACCUUAUUUCUCAUCGUUGGCACCUGCUCCUUGUUCUUCGCAUUCGAGUGCCCAUACCUGGCAAUCCACCUGUCCCCUGCCAUCCCGGUCUUCGCGAUCCUCCUCUUCUUUUUCGUCAUGGCCAUGCUGCUGAGGACCAGCUUUAGUGACCCAGGCGUGUUGCCGCGCGCACUCCCCGAGGAGGCCACCUUCAUCGAGAUGGAGAUCGAGGCGACCAAUGGGAACGUCCCGGCUGGGCAGCGACCUCCACCUCGGAUCCGCAAUGUCCAAAUCAAUGGGCAGAUCGUCAAACUGAAGUACUGCUACACCUGCAAGAUCUUCCGACCACCUCGUGCCUCACACUGCAGUAUAUGUGACAACUGCGUGGAUCGCUUUGACCAUCACUGCCCCUGGGUGGGCAACUGUGUGGGCAAGAGGAACUACCGUUACUUCUACCUGUUCACCCUGUCCCUGUCUCUGCUCACCAUCUACAUCUUCACCUUCAAUAUCGUACACGUGGUGAUGCGCUCGGUGAACUCCGGGUUUGUGAAGACACUACAGGACACACCUGGGACUGUGCUGGAAGUGCUGGUGUGCUUCUUCACCUUGUGGUCAGUGGUGGGACUGACAGGCUUCCAUACUUACCUGAUCUCCCUCAACCAGACCACCAAUGAGGACAUCAAAGGCUCGUGGUCUGGAAAGAACCGGGUGCAGAACCCCUACAGCCACAAGAACAUCAUCAAUAACUGCUGUGAAGUGCUGUGUGGGCCUGCAUACCCCAGUGUCUUGGACAGAAGAGGGCUGAUGCGGGAUGAUUUGUCUGUUCCCACAUCCGCUGCCGAGCCUGCCACCAACAGCAAUCCAGUGCCACAGACCACAAAAACUACAGCUCCACUCAUCCCCAACGAGCACACCCCUGACGACGCCAAGCCCAGCAUGGCAGACGCUGCCAUCGCUCAUGCAGAGAAAAGAAGCCCCUCCCCCAGGGAGGAUAAGCUGCCCACUCUACCCAAAUCCUCGCCGACUCCCACCAAAGUCCCACCCUUGGCCUCACCUGAAACUGACGCGGAGGCCUCAAUUAUUGCCAAGGAUAAGGCACUCUAGCUGCAUGGUGGGGUUUUUUCCUUGCCCCUCCCACAGUUAGUCACAACCUUUCCCUAAAGCGCUCUGUCUGGACCUGUGAGGGAGACACUUUAAUCAGCUGCUAUAUGAGUGAGAAGCAUCUGCCUGUAAUGAGUGGAGAAUAACUGCAAGGCUCUGACUCCCUGCUCAUUCCACCAGAUAUGCAGAGUUGGUGCCCCCACCAAACCUGCAUCCCCCCUAAGUUAGUGACUGCAGGACUGCUUGAUUGACAUUUACACUCCAGAAGGAUGGUAGCUCGGCACCUUUCUCCUCCCCCUGAAGAUUGCAUGGAAAAACACAGAUAAUGGGGAAACUAGGAACUGUGAACCCACUGAAUGCAGAUGACUGUAUAUCCUGGGUAGUGUUCGGCUGAA
Molecule: messenger RNA, 2302 nt
Organism: Oncorhynchus kisutch (coho salmon)
Lineage: Eukaryota; Metazoa; Chordata; Actinopteri; Salmoniformes; Salmonidae
Product: palmitoyltransferase ZDHHC9-like
Exons: 9
Coding region: 711-1910 (399 amino acids)
Biological process (GO): protein targeting to membrane; peptidyl-L-cysteine S-palmitoylation
Cellular component (GO): Golgi apparatus; endoplasmic reticulum
Molecular function (GO): protein-cysteine S-palmitoyltransferase activity
Source: RefSeq, a predicted model, not a curated record